Messenger RNA from Coniosporium apollinis CBS 100218, 717 nucleotides. RefSeq lists its product as uncharacterized. NCBI's taxonomy places the organism in Eukaryota, Fungi, Ascomycota, Dothideomycetes. The transcript is spliced from 2 exons. The record is from RefSeq and is a predicted model, not a curated record. The coding region runs from base 1 to 717 and encodes 238 amino acids.
AUGAGAAACGUACCAUCUGAUCAGAAAACGACCGGCGGUUCGCUGCCUAAUCCAAAUCUUCAUAUCAUUGACCACCAAGUCACCUUCCAAGACCACAUCGGCAAUACUGCAAUAAGCGCCUGGUACGGACAAUGUAGACGAGGAGAAACGCCCGUCGCCCCACCCUUCUCCUUCCAAGUCUACGUGACGAAUGGUCUCUCCGCAUCCACCGACCUUCCCCGUAGCCUCCUCCAUACUCUUGUAGAUCCCCUAAGAGAGCCGGUGCAUUACCGCCUCGACGUCUUCUUCCUACCCCAAGGCACCUCAAGAGAGGAAUGCAUGGCGCACUACCGCGCCGAGAAGCAGGCGCGCGCAGGCAAUUGGCCAAUGCAUACCUUCCCUAGCUACUCGAAGCCGCAGGAUCCGCACGUUAAUUUUCUAAUUAUGGUCCAAGAGCGGGACUGGGUGGCUACGGAGGAGGAUUCUGUAGGGGUCUGCUGGUUUGAUCUACCAGACAUAUAUGUGGAGAGGAGCCCGGAUGAUCCUCUUGUUAAUGGGCCCGUCCACUGGAUCAAAAAGAUGAGGGUUAGAUUUAGGGAGGGUGAGUCCAUGGUGCCCAAGACGCUGGAGGAUGUGGGUAUGGACCUGUAUAACGUUGUGACACAGAAGUAUUGGACAAGACCGCUUAGGGAAGAGUACGACGAGUGGUAUGAACAGAACAAGGGAUAUGGUUGGUAG